AGUCUGAAAGGAGGCCGUGCUGUCUGUGUGUCGCUGAGGCUCGUUAAUGAAAGUUCUAGCUUGUGCUCCACGCUGCAGCUGCUCUGUGUGAGCAUGUUCUGGACUCAAUGACUGACUGACGCUGACUCUGCGUUUGGCAGGCGACGGCAACGGUGAGCUCCCUCUCUGUCUGGGCUGAAAUGAAGUGCUAAAUGGUACAAGUGAAGGAGUUCCUCAAGCGCGACUAGCAGAAGGCAAGGCGACCCCCACACAGACAACACCGGGAGAAGCCCCGGGUGCAGCUCCGAGGCGGCUCAGCAGACAGACGGCCAUGGCUAACAUCGCGGUCCAAAGGAUCAAGAGAGAGUUCAAAGAAGUUCUCAAAAGCGAGGAGACAAGUAAAAACCAGAUCAAAGUUGAUCUGGUAGACGAGAACUUCACAGAACUGAGAGGUGAAAUAGCAGGACCACCAGAUACACCUUAUGAAGGUGGCAGAUAUCAGCUUGAAAUAAAAAUCCCAGAAACCUACCCAUUUAACCCCCCAAAGGUGCGCUUCAUCACAAAGAUCUGGCAUCCUAACAUCAGCUCAGUGACCGGAGCAAUAUGUCUGGACAUUUUAAAAGACCAGUGGGCAGCUGCUAUGACCCUGCGGACCGUGCUGUUGUCCCUACAGGCUCUUCUUGCUGCGGCAGAACCAGAUGAUCCACAAGAUGCAGUAGUUGCAAACCAGUACAAGCAGAACCCAGAAAUGUUCAAACAGACAGCAAGGCUGUGGUCACACGUCUACGCCGGCGCUCCGGUAUCCAGUCCGGACUACACGCGAAAAAUAGACAAACUCUGUGCCAUGGGCUUCGAUAAGAAUGCAGUAAUAGCGGCCUUGUCUUCAAAAUCCUGGGACGUGGAAACGGCGACAGAACUUCUCCUCAGCAACUAGGACCCAUCCAGGUGUGAGGAUCCAAAAAGAAAUAAAAACUCCCAUCAUCAGAGCACCUCAGCUCCUCCGGGCGCCAUGCCAACGUCACAUUUUGCUAAGCAGACACAAACCCUGUCACAUUCAGCACAUCAGGCUGAAGCUUCUGUUAUUAGAAGUUUGCUACAAACGCCAGUAGCAUCACAGUUGCCAAUAUGUUCACCGCUUUGUUGCCUGUCCAUCACAUCAAGGAUUUCCCUUUUAUUUCCUCUUAAAUAUGUUUAUAAGCCCCAACAAAUUCAGCCCCUCAUUUUGUUUCCAUUUCUCCCCCAAAAGAAACAUUUACUUUGCCCAUUUUCACCAUUUGCACUUUUAUUUUGCUCACAGUUGUCUGUCAAAUUUCUGCAGGGUAAAACAUGAGGGGAGCCACACACGCUGUUUUCUACCUACCACAUGUUUAUUUAGUAGGGAGUUGGACUUUGCAUCAUAUUCUCUCCUACAGACUCUCAAUGCUGUAAGCUGGAUAUAAAAUACUUGACUUGGAUAGUGCUGAGCAUUGGGCGGUGUGCCGGGUUUUUCCUGAGCCGUUUGAUGUUCCGAUCCACUGCAGGAGUUUGGUCGAUGCAUUUUGUACAUUCAACUAGGAAAAGCCCAGCACAUCCAUAUCCUCCACCAUUUGCACACAUGUACAAGAAACAAGAGUUAGCUGUAAAUAAUGUGUGUAAAUUUAAAUCUAUAUUGGGGAUGCUUUUUUUUUUCUUACAUUGUAAAACUAGUUAUUCUAAAUAUGAACUAUGCCUACUUUCCAGUUGGACUUUUCGUGCAUUUAUGAUCCAUGAGAAGUCCCACAAAACGUCUCUUUUUAUUAUUUUUUUUAAAGAGGUUAUACCCUCCAAAAUCCCGAUCUGUGCAAGUCAUAACACGCCAGCUCCUCUGCUGUGCCACAAUCAAAUAUUUUUCUAGUCUUUUAUUCUUGCAUGUUCUUUUGCCUUUUACUACAGUUGGCCAAAUUGUUUAGUGGGAGUUAGUUCAUUUGAACAUUUCCUUUUAAAAAAACCCCACAAAGUAAAGCCAAUUUGAGCUUCGUUCUUCCUGCUCUUUGAACCGGUUUUUGUUUUUCCCAGAGCAGGCGAGCGACCGUUGGGCAUGAAUGUCGAGAUUGAUUUAGGUUUGUAAAGCUGCAGUGGUCGCCUGUUGCAACCAGAUUAAAAAUUUAUUGUAUAGUUGAUUUUUGAGGGGAUGUUAUUUUAUUUCUGAGCCACUCAACCCUAAUGUUGACCAUAUGUACACUGCCUUGCAACAAAAAAGUAUUAAUAUCCAAUUUGUCAUUUAAAGCAACAAACUUCAUUUUGUUUUAUUUAACAAACAAGUAGAGCGUGACUGAAGUGGAAGAAAAACUUGUUUUAAUCAGAUAAGUUUGGCUUUUGCAUUUCUGUUCAGUCACAGUCAGUACUUUGGAAAACCAAUAUUUAUAACUACAGCAGCGAAAAGGAAGGAGACAGGAAAAUUGCACAGCAGUAGCUCUCGAAUACUUGAGCAAUCCCGCUGUAGCAUUUACUCCCUCCAUUACUCUUUGCAGAAGUCUUGUUUGUAGAGUCUAAACAUAAUUUGAAGUUUUUUCACAGAUUUUAAUUUAAUUUAGAUCUGGACUGGGUGUUUAGGUCUAUUGUCCUUUUCAGUCAAGUAUUUCCCAUGCCUGUCCUGCACUGAGCUUCAUCCAUCUUCUAGUCUAAAUAAUCAGCCCCAUAUUUUACCAUUUUCUUCCGGGUGAGGCGCAGUGUUCGCAUAUCUGCUGUUUUCUCUGUGUGGUUUAACUACAGUAACUUAACAGUUGUCCUGUGAAUAAAUUCUUCCACCUGAGCUGUAGCUCCUCCAGAUGUGUGCCUCUAGGCAGGUGCUUUAAAGUAUGCAAUAGAUUGAAAGAUUUUUGUCUGCAGAAAGAUUAAAAACAAUUGUCUCCCUUCCA
Molecule: messenger RNA, 2855 nt
Organism: Xiphophorus hellerii (green swordtail)
Lineage: Eukaryota; Metazoa; Chordata; Actinopteri; Cyprinodontiformes; Poeciliidae
Gene: ube2kb
Product: ubiquitin-conjugating enzyme E2Kb (UBC1 homolog, yeast)
Exons: 7
Coding region: 311-913 (200 amino acids)
Molecular function (GO): protein binding
Source: RefSeq, a predicted model, not a curated record